UCCACCCUCUCCGACUCUCACUCCCACCCCUCUUUGCGCGCACCUGUGCCGCUGCCGCUCGUGCGUCACGACGGCAGCUGGUUCUUUAGACCUUUCUCCCAGUCGAGCUGGCUGCAGACCGAGUCCACCUAUCAAGCCAGCUGCAGGUUCUCCUCUUGCUGCCGCUGUACCCGCUUGUCUUCUCCGCACACUUCACUCGUUUAUCACACAAUAGCAAGAUUCCACCAAACUUUGGGGAUUUUUUUGCGCACAGACUCGCAGUUUGAAAAAACAGCCUAUCAGCGCGACUUCCACAAAAAAAACUUCAAGAGAUAUCAUGCAGAUUUAUGUGGCUGUGAUAUUCGUGUAUGGUGUGUCGGCAUUAAAUAUCACAGAGGAGAGGGCAACAUGUCCCCUUGGAUAUUUCCCCUGUGGCAACCUGACCAUUUGCCUCCCUCAGCUCAUGCACUGCAAUAACAUUGAUGAUUGUGGAAAUCAAGCAGAUGAAGAGAACUGUGGAGAUAAUAAUGGAUGGCCUCAUCUUUUCGACAAAUACUUUGGAACGCUGAGCUACAACACUGGGACCAAAUCCAUCGUAUGCUUGCUGGGUGCAGUUCCUGAGCAAUGCCAGUGCCGAGACCUGGAGCUGGAUUGUGACAGCGCACAGCUUCAAGAUGUCCCGGUGGUGGCCAUGAAUGUCACCAUGAUGUCUCUACAAAGGAACCGGCUUCAGAAACUGAGGGCAAACACAUUCGUUAAGUACAAAAGCCUCCAGAAACUAUAUCUCCAGCAUAACAGAAUUCAAGAUGUGAGCUCUGACGCAUUCAGAGGGCUGUAUAACCUAACGAGACUAUAUCUGAGCUACAAUAAAAUAUCUAUCCUGAUGCCGGGGGUGUUCCAGGACCUGCACAAGCUGGAGUGGUUGAUUCUAGAUAAUAACAAUAUCCAUCAAAUAUCCUCCAUGACCUUUUCAGGACUGAACUCCCUUGUUUUACUGGUUUUGUUGAAUAACUCUUUGACAAAGCUGGAUGACAUCUGUCAAGAACUGCCAAGAUUGAACUGGCUAGAUUUGGAGGGAAAUCUGCUAGAAGCCAUUGGAAACACCUCAUUCUGCUCAUGCCAUAUGCUGACAGUUCUGGUUUUACAGCGAAACUUGAUCAGUCACAUACAUGAACAGGCUUUCUCGGUCCUUCGAAAGCUUGGAGAAUUGGAUCUAUCCAACAACAGACUGAUGUCGAUCCCUCCCAAUCUCUUUGUCUUACUUGCGGAUUUACUCCAACUGAAUAUAUCAUACAAUCCCAUUGUGGAGCUCCAAGUUGACCACUUUGACAGGUUGCACAAGCUGAAGUCAUUGAGCAUAGAGGGAAUAGAAAUUGGAAACAUACAACAGAAGAUGUUUGAAUCUCUCAAACACUUGACUCAUAUCUACUUCAAGAAGUUCCAGUACUGCGGCUAUGCUCCUCACGUGCGCAGCUGCAAGCCCAACACUGACGGCAUCUCAUCCUUUGAGGACCUGCUGGCUAACAUUGUGCUAAGGGUCUUUGUCUGGGUGGUGUCUGCCACCACCUGCUUCGGCAACAUCUUCGUCAUCUGCAUGCGCUCGUACAUCCGCUCUGAGAACAAACUCCACGCCAUGUGCAUCAUCUCACUCUGCUGUGCAGAUGGGCUGAUGGGCAUCUACCUCUUCAUGAUUGGUGCGUAUGACCUGAAGUUUCGAGGUGAGUACAACCGGCACGCUCAGGCCUGGAUGGACAGCAGUCAGUGUCAGGUCAUUGGCUCUUUGGCCAUGCUGUCCACUGAGGUAUCCGUCCUGCUCCUCACUUAUCUCACUCUGGAGAAAUACAUCUGCAUCGUCUACCCUUUUCAGUACUUGACACCUGGCUGGCGACGAACUGUCACCAUCCUUCUCGGCAUUUGGGUGUUCGGCUUUAUUAUUGCCUUCCUGCCUCUGACUUGCAAAGGGCUGUUUCGCAACUUCUAUGGUACCAAUGGUGUUUGCUUCCCAUUGCACUCGGAACAGCCUGAGACGCUAUGGGCUCAUGUUUACUCGAUCAUCAUUUUCCUGGGUCUGAACCUGGUGGCAUUCCUCAUCAUUGUCCUAUCCUAUGCAAGCAUGUUCUAUAACAUCCAGAGAACAGGCACUCAGACCACAAAGUACAGCAACCACAUCAAGAAGGAGGUGACCAUCGCCAAAAGGUUCUUCUCUAUCGUCAUUACUGACUCCCUUUGCUGGAUCCCCAUUUUCAUUCUGAAGAUCCUCUCACUGCUGCAGGUGGAGAUCCCCGGUACCAUCUGCUCUUGGGUGGUUAUAUUUAUUCUCCCCAUCAACAGUGCACUUAACCCCAUCCUUUACACGCUGACUACACGGCCUUUUAAAGAGACCAUUCUGCAGGUAUGGGCCAACUACAGGCAGAGGAGACCAUUGCUCAGCAGUCAGCCAGCUCAUCAUCCGUUGUCGCUCACCUGGCAGGAAAUGUGGCCCCUGCAGGAGAACAGCCACAGCCUUGCCCCAGGGCACCCUCUGGAAGUGACAGGCAUGCUAGCCAAGCUCACCCCUGUGGAAAAUACCAACGAGGGAUACAUUGACAUUAUCGAGUGCACGCAGCAACAACAGAAGCAACAGACAAUCUUGUCACUGCAUUCACAGAAACAAAUGUUCACAUACACGCAAGGAAAUGAACUCAUCUAGAUACAUGGAUCUGUUCGUAAUGUCAUCGAAAUUACACCUCAGCUGAUUAAAUGUGAUUCAGGUUCAUU
Molecule: messenger RNA, 2736 nt
Organism: Monopterus albus (swamp eel)
Lineage: Eukaryota; Metazoa; Chordata; Actinopteri; Synbranchiformes; Synbranchidae
Gene: rxfp1
Product: relaxin family peptide receptor 1
Exons: 18
Coding region: 317-2668 (783 amino acids)
Biological process (GO): activation of adenylate cyclase activity; hormone-mediated signaling pathway; adenylate cyclase-activating G protein-coupled receptor signaling pathway
Cellular component (GO): plasma membrane
Molecular function (GO): protein binding; G protein-coupled peptide receptor activity
Source: RefSeq, a predicted model, not a curated record